AUGCACCCGCAGGGACAGCAGGAGACCCCUCAAGCAUGGUGGACGCCACGCGGCACCCUGAUUCCGUCAAGGAACAGACUGACCUGCAGUCCAGAAUCAACAAGAUCUUUGAAAUUUUCUGGCAGAAGCUGGAGGACAGGUGGCAUCAGACCGCUCCAGAGCAGCCGCAGGAACACUCACCACCACAGCCGAUUGCUCCCCCGUGGCGGACAUCUAUGGCCCCGGCAGGAGCGAAGGCCUCAAUAUGGUGGCGAGGCGGGAAGCUCCCAUGCCUCCGACAGUGGGUGGCACACAAGCGCAAACUGCCCCGAGUCACUACUGGAACUUUUAAAGUGCUUGAGAAUCGCUAGCAGUGGCUUGGUGCUGGAUCGCGUGGUAAGCCUGUACAGAGCUGGAUGCCCCGAACCUGUCCAGCAUGAUGACCAGCUGGACUUUAUCAGGCCCAAGGGCCCUGUGGGGCUCACCAGUGCUCUGGGACAAUAUUUUGUGGAGGUUCCCUUGCGCUCACCACCUAGCACUCCUUUAGUACAGACCUCCAGAAGUGGCAUAGGCUGA
This is a messenger RNA of Pelobates cultripes (western spadefoot toad), 555 nucleotides long. Lineage: Eukaryota; Metazoa; Chordata; Amphibia; Anura; Pelobatidae. The record is from the annotation of a GenBank genome assembly.